AAUUGAACCACGCUCCUAAAAAAUCACUUUCGUGACCUUGUUCUUAGGCAACUUCUGCUAUGGCAAAGAAAACCAAACAGAGAAAGCAGGCCCGACAGGAUGCAGAGAGGACAUCCAUGAUUAACCAAGAUUCAAACUCUGAGGGCCAGCCACAACGGCCGCUUACUUCUCCUUAUGCAGAAGUUCCGGUCGAGCUAAUUGUUGGCCCUGAAAAAAUAGUGUACUACGUUUCCAGGUACGCAGUGCCUUCUGCUUGGAGCAAGGCCAGCCCUGAAAACCGAUACUAUCUCCCAGAUGUAGACCGAGAAACUGGUCAUACCCUCGUCCACUAUCUUUACAAGGGAGCCUACGAGACGCUCGAGGUCAUAGCGAAUGCUUCACUGUCUGGAGCAUGCGCUGAAUUUGCACAAGCCCUUCUCGUGUACAUGAUGUCGAGCAAAUACAGCGGCCUGAAAGAGCUCCAACGCCUGGCGAUACUCAAGAUGGAAGACAUCGGACAAAGACUGGACAUUUGUGAGGUUCUUGGGGCGAUCAAGAGUCAAUUUACGAAACUUCAGUCGGACAGCUGGGUUCAUGAUUAUGUGUUCAAGAAGGCCAAAACUGCGUUCGCGGAGGAUCGCACUGUCUUCAAGAGCAAUAAUCUUGCUGAAAGCACGGAUAAUGCAUACGAAGGGUUCUUAAUGAGGUGCAUCAUAGAUUCGUACGAUGAGAGAAUUUUUCACAUGGCUGAGACGGAGAGAGUGCUGUUAGAAAAGUUGGAUAAUCACGCACUUGCGUCCCCUGACAAAUUGGUCAAGAACACUCUCUCUGAAGAGAAAGCAGAGGGGCUGGAAGAUUUCAUCCUACCUGAUGUGGAUGACGUGGACGUGAAAGAGUCGCGUGAUCAAGAUGAGCAUGAGCAGUAUAGCAUCUCGACCGGGGACUUCAGUACGAUUGAAUGCUCGUCCUCGGAUUCCGCAGCGAGUGCCUCCACAGAGAGUGUCUCUAUUGAAGAAGCCAUCGUCGAAGAAGCCAUCGUCGAAGAACGUCACAUUCGGCAGCCUUGCCCGCGCCAAGCCGCCCACAUGCUCGAAGAGAAAAGAUGGAAGAAUUGCAAGUCGUGUCGGGCCGUAUUACACAAGGUAGCCAUUCGACUGGCUCAGGCCUCUUGAUUUCCGAGGAUCGAGCAAUCAUUCAUCGCAAAGUGUUCGAGAGAUAGACUCAUCUUGCUAUAUGGAACGGAUGGGACGGUUGAGCAGAGGGCACCCCUUUAGCUGGUGGGUUUCGGUAACCGGCGCCGUAAACAUAUUAU
Molecule: messenger RNA, 1291 nt
Organism: Boeremia exigua
Lineage: Eukaryota; Fungi; Ascomycota; Dothideomycetes; Pleosporales; Didymellaceae
Exons: 2
Coding region: 60-1151 (363 amino acids)
Source: RefSeq, a predicted model, not a curated record